Messenger RNA from Choloepus didactylus (southern two-toed sloth), 2747 nucleotides. It is a transcript of the gene PRPF31, whose product is annotated as pre-mRNA processing factor 31. Gene Ontology annotation, cellular component: U4/U6 x U5 tri-snRNP complex; U4 snRNP; precatalytic spliceosome. NCBI's taxonomy places the organism in Eukaryota, Metazoa, Chordata, Mammalia, Pilosa, Megalonychidae. The coding region runs from base 158 to 1657 and encodes 499 amino acids. The record is from RefSeq and is a predicted model, not a curated record. The transcript has 15 exons. Gene Ontology annotation, biological process: mRNA splicing, via spliceosome; spliceosomal tri-snRNP complex assembly.
UGGAAACGGUGGUACCGGGAGGGAAACGGUCGGCUCUUUUACCCGAAGGCCUAAUAGCGUGCUCCUACAAUGCUAUGCCCUGGGGACGGGGCAGGAGGAAAAAUUGUUCCCUGUUCUCCUGGAGCUUUGAUUAGUGCCCGGGGAGGCAGGCCUCAGAAUGUCUCUGGCAGAUGAGCUCUUGGCUGACCUUGAGGAGGCGGCUGAAGAGGAGGAGGGAGGAAGCUAUGGGGAGGAAGAAGAAGAGCCGGCGAUUGAGGAUGUACAGGAGGAAACACAGCUGGAUCUUUCUGGGGAUUCGGUCAAGAGCAUUGCCAAACUAUGGGACAGCAAGAUGUUUGCGGAAAUUAUGAUGAAGAUUGAGGAGUACAUCAGCAAGCAAGCCAAAGCUUCCGAAGUGAUGGGCCCUGUGGAGGCGGCCCCUGAGUACCGGGUCAUCGUGGACGCCAACAACCUGACCGUGGAGAUAGAGAAUGAGCUGAACAUCAUCCAUAAGUUCAUCCGGGACAAAUACUCGAAGCGAUUCCCCGAACUGGAGUCCCUAGUCCCCAAUGCGCUGGAUUACAUCCGCACCGUCAAGGAGCUGGGCAACAGCCUGGACAAGUGCAAGAACAACGAGAACCUGCAGCAGAUCCUGACCAACGCCACCAUCAUGGUUGUCAGCGUCACUGCUUCCACCACCCAGGGGCAGCAGCUGUCAGAGGAGGAGCUGGAGCGGCUGGAGGAGGCCUGUGACAUGGCAUUGGAGCUGAACGCCUCCAAGCACCGCAUCUACGAGUACGUGGAGUCCCGCAUGUCCUUCAUCGCGCCCAACCUCUCCAUCAUCAUCGGCGCGUCCACUGCCGCCAAGAUCAUGGGGGUGGCUGGCGGCCUGACCAACCUCUCCAAGAUGCCUGCCUGCAACAUCAUGCUGCUGGGGGCCCAGCGCAAGACGCUGUCCGGCUUCUCGUCGACCUCGGUGCUGCCGCACACCGGCUACAUCUACCACAGCGACAUCGUGCAGUCCCUGCCACCGGAUCUCUGGCGGAAGGCAGCCCGGCUGGUGGCAGCCAAGUGCACGCUGGCAGCCCGUGUGGACGGCUUCCACGAGAGCACGGAGGGAAAGGUGGGCUAUGAGCUGAAGGACGAGAUCGAGCGCAAGUUUGACAAGUGGCAGGAGCCGCCGCCCGUGAAGCAGGUGAAGCCGCUGCCAGCGCCCCUGGAUGGGCAGAGGAAGAAGCGAGGCGGCCGCAGGUACCGCAAGAUGAAGGAGCGCCUGGGGCUGACGGAGAUCCGGAAGCAAGCCAACCGUAUGAGCUUUGGAGAGAUAGAAGAGGAUGCCUACCAGGAGGACCUGGGCUUCAGCCUGGGCCACCUGGGCAAGUCGGGCAGCGGGCGCGUUCGGCAGACGCAGGUGAACGAGGCCACCAAAGCCAGGAUCUCCAAGACAUUACAGCGCACCCUGCAGAAGCAGAGCGUGGUGUAUGGCGGCAAGUCCACCAUCCGGGACCGCUCCUCGGGGACCGCCUCCAGCGUGGCCUUCACUCCUCUCCAGGGCCUGGAGAUCGUGAACCCCCAAGCAGCAGAGAAGAAGGUGGCUGAGGCCAACCAGAAGUAUUUCUCCAGCAUGGCUGAGUUCCUCAAGGUCAAGGGCGAGAGGAGCGGCCUCAUGUCCACCUGAGGAGCUGUCGCUGGCGGCCGCCCACCACAGGCACGUGGAACUGGAGCAGGCUGGGAGGUCUGGCGUGAGGACCCGCCCCCCUCAGCCCCUGCCCCUGCACCCAGCUGCCAGGGGGUCCCCAGGAGAGGCAUAGCUGCCCUCCCCGAGAACUGAGCUUGCUGCCCUUUGGGGGCAGGUGCGAGCUUUAACACAUCUGUUUUUUUUGUUUUGUUUUGUUUUUUUAAACUGGGGAAGGAGAUACUUUGGAAAAACUACAAUUAAACCACAUUAUCAGGAUCUGUCCUUGGGGACUGAUCAUGUGUCCAGUACCUGGGGCAGCUGGAGGAAUCAGAGCUGUGGGACUUGAGGGGAAAGAGCUCUGCCUCACGUCCCUCACGUCCAAGGAAGAGAAAAGCCUUCUCCGACUCUGAACCCCCGGAGAAUGCUGGUCAUUUUGAUGCCCGUGCACUGUGGCCGCAGAUUCCUGCUGACAGGCAGGCUGGGAUUGGUGUGGGGUGUUGGGCAGGCAGCCUCACCUAUGUAGGGGUGACAGUCACACCUGCUCUUUGAGGACGUGAGGACAUGAGGUGAUGCCCAGAAGGUCUCCUGUGCCUCCCUGACUCAGCAGGCCGGCUUCCUCCCCGGGACGAUCUAAUGCCUAUGAAGGCUCACGCCAGGUGAGCGAAAGGAGCCCCUAGCUGUGCUGGGCACUGGGGCCAAGGCCUGUCACCUGGACUGAAGAUGAGAGCACAUGUGGCCUGCAGGGCUGGAGAGGCCUUCCAGGCCAGGGACAGCUUGGGCGCAGCCCCAGGAGCAUGGCGUGAGGCAGUGGCUACCUGCAAGGGCCGAGGAAGGGCCACCCCAGGGGCACCUGAGGGUCUCAGUCCAUCUUCCCCUCUCUCUAGCUCAUGCUUGUCUUUGAGAUCUCACUCUUCUGUUCCUCCCUGUGGGCCUUACCCUGCCACUACUCAGGGCUCUGGCUCAGGGCCCCAGGGUCUCUCUCCUCAUGUCAAAGAGUCUACACACCAGGGAGGUUCUUGUUUUAUAUACAUUCAUUUUGUGUGUGUGAGUGUGGAAUAUACAUAACAUAAAAUUUGCCCUUUUAACUAUU